Mizuhopecten yessoensis (Yesso scallop) is the source of this 2034-nucleotide messenger RNA. RefSeq names its product receptor-type guanylate cyclase daf-11-like. Gene Ontology annotation, molecular function: guanylate cyclase activity; peptide receptor activity. The transcript has 11 exons. Lineage: Eukaryota; Metazoa; Mollusca; Bivalvia; Pectinida; Pectinidae. Bases 1 to 2034 code for a protein of 677 amino acids. Gene Ontology annotation, biological process: intracellular signal transduction; receptor guanylyl cyclase signaling pathway; cGMP biosynthetic process. The record is from RefSeq and is a predicted model, not a curated record.
AUGACAGACACUGGUAAACGUAUACAGUUGGUGAAGAUGUUGUGUCUCACCAUCAUACCCAUCUUGGGGCUUUGGGGAUUCACCUUCUACACUCUCACGGACACCAUUAGCAGAAAAUCGGCCAACGAAAAGACGAAGAAGGAGUUGCAACUGAGUGUGGAACUUGGCAAUCUUAUCCACCAUCUGCAACAGGAAAGGGACAUGAGCGUGCUGUAUCUGAGUGCCCUCGGACCGGAGACAAAGACAUUCCUGCUAACAGAUUAUCUGGAGACAGACAAGGCCAUAUAUGCCCUCAGUGACUGGCCGUCGAACUUGGAUAACGAGAAGAGAUCGGAGUUUGAGUCAAAGGAUAAACUGCAGGAGUACCUGUCUCGCCAUCGCCAGCUUCUCAGUAAAAACAGGUACAAUAUCAACAACGAACUUGAUUUCUACACCAAUAUCAUCGACGUAGUCAUCGUUUGGCUGUAUAAGUCCAUCACCCAGGGCAAGUUCGCUGUGGUCUGGAAAACCCUGGUGGCGUAUCUGAAACUAACCAGUGGAAAACAGGAUAUAGGCAUUGAGCGCGCCCUGGGCACACUGUUUUAUGUACAGGGCGGUUUCCAGUCCCACAAAUACUUUGAAAUGUACAACAACCGUAUCAACAGGUUCCGUGCGUUCUAUACGACAGCCGAGUUGUACUCCACUCGAGUUGAUCGUCUUUACUCUUCCGGAGUUAAGGGUGUCGGUACAAAUAUAACAGGUAUAAUAAACAACUUCCGGUUCGAGAUCCAGCACAAACAGAUGGGAACAAUGUGGGUCCCGGAUAUACAAAAUGCGCGUUAUUGGUUUGACAACAUGACGCAAUACCUGGACACCUUGCUGGAUAUCCAACGUGACCUUGGUUACGAGAUUAUCGCACGUUUAGAUGUCGUCAUCGACGAGAGUACACGAGACUUGGCAAUUAGUGCCUCUUUCUUAGCGGUCGUGCUGAUUAUGUGUCCGCUGGUUAUAUUCGCUACCGAGAACCUCACAAGCAGUAUCCAAAAAUAUGCUCUAACUCUGGUCAAUAAGACAAGAGAGUUGAUGGAAGAAAAAAAGAAAACAGAUUCUCUUCUUUACCAAAUGGUUCCUAAGCCGGUAGCAAAUAAACUUCAGAAAAACAUACACAUUGAUGCGGAGUAUUUUGAUUCUGUAACGAUUAUGUUUUCUGAUAUAUACGGAUUCGCCAAAAUGUCGACGGUAUGUACACCUAUUGCGAUAGUGGAUCUUCUGAAUAAUCUAUACAGGACGAUCGAUGACCUUUUAGAUGAUUACAACGUUUACAAGGUCGAGACCAUCAAUGACUGCUACAUGGUCGCUUCAGGUAUUCCGACAAAGAACGGCAAACAACAUGUAUCAGAAGUGGCCACUUUCUCCAUUGCACUUCUUGCACUUGUCCAAUCCAAAAAAUUCGUCAUAUCCGGAAACAGGAGUAUCCAACUAAGAAUUGGAAUAAAUACCGGUCCGUGUAUGGCCGGAAUUGUUGGGUCGAUCCUCCCUCGGUAUUGUUUGUUCGGCGAUACGGUUAAUACGGCUUCCAGGAUGAAAUCUUAUGGAAUGCCCAAUCGGAUUCAGAUUAGUUCCAGCACGGCCAGUGCCCUCUUUAAGACUCGAAAGUUUAUCACUCGCAAACGAGGAAGUAUAACAAUAAAGGGCAAAGGUGAGAUGAAGACAGUUUGGCUGGUCGGGAAGGUAGGGGAUAACACAGAGUUGUUAGAUACUACUGGUCAAGAAGAACAUUUGAGCCGGACCCCUAUGGAAGCUCCCGAUGAUAUUCCGGGCGAAAUAUUUCAACAUUACAGCUACAGAUUCUUUUCACCUCUUCCUAUUACUCGCCCCAGAAGUAAACCUAAGAAGGCAAUGGUCCGAGUGUUCCCAACGUCAACACGUGAGUUGGAUACGGAAGGAGGCGAUUUAAGAGAGCAGGAGUUGAAAACGGAAAUGACGCAAGCGCCCCAAGAGGAGGCAAUCAACAUCCAAGACGAGCGGAGAAGCGAAGGGAGUACAUACGAAUAA